GAUGUGAUACGGCAGAUGUAUAUGAAUAUUUAAAUUAUAUGCCAUAAAAUAGAUUUGAUAUUAUUUUACAAGAACACAAGUAAAUAUUUAUUUGCGUCGGACUGAAUGUCAGCGGAAAUUUCAAAAUGGCGUCUGCUGUUGGGAAAAGAAGUAAAGGUGGAGGGAAAGAAAGAGGUUCUCCAAAGGUGUCUAGAUCUUUUAACAAUUCUACAGCUAUGGAUUUCUCUGUGGCGGACCAGGAUGAGAGCUAUCCUGUUGAGAACGGCAGUCCAGAUUUACCUACCAUCAACGAAAGGCUUGGUCAACUUCGCCCUUCAAGAGAACUGCUGGAAUAUUACCGAAAAAAGAUUGCAGAAUAUGAUGAAGAACAUGACUUAAUGGUCAGCAAAUUAGAAGAAUACAAAAUCACCUAUGAGGAACAGCAUAAGUUGCAGUGGGAGCUACGACAGAGAGAGGAGGAGAUUGUUGAGUUACAGAAGGCCCUAAGUGAUAUGCAGAUUUACCUAUUCCAAGAGAGGGAACAUGUGCUACGGUUGUACUCAGAAAACGACAGAUUAAAGAUACGAGAGCUGGAAGACAAGAAGAAAAUCCAGCAGCUCCUGAGUCUGAGUGGCACAACUGAGAGCGAGAUUACAUACUUCCUCAAGGAACCUCCAGCCAAAGCCAUUGUGGAACAAAAGACCAAGAACCGCCCACAGAGUGCUGCUGAGUCGAGACAGAACAGAGGUCUCAAAAAGAAGCAGCUCCCUCUAUCAGAGAGAAGACAGUCUAUGUCACCGAACCCUGAGGAGAAAUACAAGCACGACAAUGAGGUACUGGCCCUCCAAGUCGAGGCUCUACAAGCUCAGCUCCAGGAGCAGACCAAACUGGCCAAGGAGCAGACUGAGGCACUGGCUGAGGACCGCAAAGUCAAGGAAGAGGAAAUGGCCACAAGGCAACAGAGAGAUGAAGCCAAGAUCCACACACUCACAGAGAAACUUCAUAAAACACAAGAUCUGUUAUAUGAGAGCACAAAGGACUUCCUUGAGCUGAGAUACCAGGGCAGGUCUCACGAGAGACAGUGGAUGGCGGAGAAAGACCGUUUACUCAGGGAGAUGGAUGGCUUCAAGCAGCAGCUCAAUAUAUCUAAGGAAUCUAUUUUAAAUGUGACAGAAGGUGGUACAUAUGAAGGCAGAGCUCAUCAUGCAGAAGAAGUUAAGGCCCUUGAGUAUCAACUACAACAGUCACAGAAGCUGGCAGAAAUGUAUCGGGAACAGGUGAUACAGCUGGAAGACGAGUUGUCAAGGAUACGUGAGGAAGGAGAUGUCACUAGGGAGGUCUUCAAGGGCCGUAGUGACAAGAUGACCAAACGACUGGCCCUGAUGAACCAGCGAUAUCAGGACCUUGAGCGCAGGAGGAAUCUGGAAGUAGAGGGUUUCAAAAAUGACAUCAAAAAUCUUCGAUCUAGGUUAAAGGAUGUAGAACGACAACUAUAUAAAGUGACAAUGGGCUUUGCGGAGGAUAUGGACAUGAAGCGCCCAGAUGACAUUGAUAUGCAGGUCUUGAGAAAUGUUCAUGCUACUGCUGGACGUUCAAAGAAACUUAUGGGAGAACUGAAAAAUCUCAAAGCCAAAAUGUACGGCAUGGAAAACAACUUAAAGCACCUGUGAUUUAUUUGAUGUGAGGUUGUGAGAGAAUUUAUUGUACGAUGUUUGAGUGAGGAGUGUGCAAGUGGGGCGUGUGCAUUUGGUAUCUUUGAAAAUGAAUGAUUGCAGUGAAAGUCAUUGAGAAAGAAAAUGUGUGUAUUCAUUUCAGGUUGACUUUCAUAGUUUGUGGCUUGCAAAAUAAAAAUGGUUAUUGGCCUUGGCCAUUUUUUUUUAUUACUGUCCAAACAGUUGGAUCAGAGUUCAUGUAUGAAAUGAUGAUGGACAUGGUGAUUUUAUGUUAUUUUAUUUUUAUUGAGGAAUAUUUUCAAGGCCUGUAUUAACAUCUGCAAGUCUGUUUAGACUUAUUCCUGAAAUGUAACAUCU
This is a messenger RNA of Pecten maximus, 2009 nucleotides long. RefSeq names its product coiled-coil domain-containing protein 77-like. Gene Ontology annotation, cellular component: centrosome. The transcript has 10 exons. Lineage: Eukaryota; Metazoa; Mollusca; Bivalvia; Pectinida; Pectinidae. The coding region runs from base 126 to 1649 and encodes 507 amino acids. The record is from RefSeq and is a predicted model, not a curated record.